AUGCAAUACACACCGUUUGCCUCUGAUAUCGAGCUGCCGUUCUAUACGGCUCUGGCCUCACACAAGAUCAAUCAUGACAAGCUGGACGAUUCUGCUCGCCCAGUUUUGGGGCUCUAUGAAAUUCGCUCCAUCGAUCUCGCGAAUUCUUCAUGUCGAAUGCAAAUACAUGGGAAUGCUUUAACUUCCGCGGAAGCACCCGCGGGGUUAUACCGGGCAGAGGGUAUGAUCAAGAAUGUCAACACAAUCGAGGAAUAUCGCAAUGUAGAUAAAUCCCAACUGAUUCUACAGAGCGGGAAAACGAUCUGGCACGCUAUAAAUGAUGGCACAAUAUAUUCUUGUCCCUCUUUACUGUCUUCGUUUGUUAUUUUAUCCUUUGCAGACCUCAAAAAAUACAAAUUCUACUACUGGUUCGCCUUUCCAGCCCUCCACUCCGAUCCAUCAUGGGUAAUAUCGACCGAAUCGCAAGGUAUACCUGGAAAGGACGAAGCUGUCACCACAGGCCAAGGAGUUCCUCUACCAGCAGGUGAAAAUAUGGCUCUUGUGGACGCCGUUCAGACCUGGAGCUACAGCACAGAUGACCGUCAACGAGGGUUUUUCUUGGCUCGCAGGCAGAAAAGAAUAUCGGGUGGCUUAACACAGAGCACCUGGCAGAUUGCGCCUCUGUCUGAAUAUGAGAAUGGUUUCUUCACUGGCGCAGCCCUCAAAGACCGCUACAUAUGCUUUGCAGACCCAUCAAAUUAUGACACAGCUCCGGGCUGGAUGUUGCGAAAUUUAUUGGUCUUAGUCAAGCAACGAUGGAAACUUAACCGCAUACAAAUUCUACGGUAUCGCGAUGUGCAAUCUAAACGUGAUCAAGGGCGAAGUGUAUCAUUUUGGCUGGAAUCCAAAGCGGAAGUGAUAUCGAAUGCCGAACAUCCCCCAGCCACCGAGAAGACGCUGCCAAAAAUCACAGGUUGGGAGCGCAAUCCAACUGGAAAGUUAGCUGGGCGGGUCGUUAACCUCACAGAGUAUAUGGACCCCGCAAGGCUAGCAGACCAAUCCGUUGAUCUCAACCUCAAACUCAUGAAAUGGCGGAUAAGUCCGACAUUAAAUCUGGAAAAAGUCAAGCAUACGAAAUGUCUUCUACUUGGAGCAGGCACUUUGGGGAGUUAUGUUGCUCGGAAUUUAUUGGGCUGGGGAGUCAAGAAAAUCACAUUUGUUGAUAAGGGCACUGUUUCUUUUUCUAAUCCCGUUCGGCAGCCAUUGUUCACUUUUACAGACUGUCUGAACGGCGGAGCACCCAAGGCCACCCGUGCAUCCCAAGCCCUCGCUGAAAUCUAUCCAGGAGUAGACACUGAAGGGCACAACAUUUCCGUGCCUAUGGCUGGUCAUCCAAUCAUUGAUGAAAGUGCGACGCAAGCAGAUUUUGAGAAACUCAAAACUUUGAUUGAUGAACACGAUGCUAUUUUCCUCCUCAUGGACACCCGAGAGUCACGCUGGUUACCAACAGUGAUGGGAAAGGCCGCAGGAAAGAUUGUGAUGAAUGCGGCCCUGGGCUUCGAUUCAUUUGUAGUAAUGCGUCAUGGCGUUGCAGAAGUAGGGAAGGUGGCGAAUCUUGGAUGUUAUUUCUGCAACGAUGUUGUGGCUCCAGCAAACUCUAUUAAGGACCAGACACUCGAUCAACAAUGUACUGUCACUCGUCCCGGUGUUGCCGCCAUAGCCUCCGCACUUUUGGUUGAAUUGUUGGUUUCAAUAUUGCAGCACCCCCAGGAAGCAUUCGCACCAGCUCCCCUGAAGCGUGAUAAUGAACGUGGAGACCACCCCCUAGGGUUGGUGCCUCAUCAGAUCAGGGGGUUCCUAGCCACAUUUGAGAAUAUCACUAUAACUGGACAGAGCUAUAGCUGCUGUAGUGCCUGUUCAGAAAAAGUGACGGAUAUGUACGAAGAACAAGGUUGGGACUUUGUACGAAGGGCUUUGAAUGAGCCAGGAUAUGUCGAGGAAUUAAGUGGACUCAAAGAGGUUCAAGAAAAGGCCGAGGCAGCUCUAGUUGACGUUGAUUGGGAAGACUCCUCAGAGAAUGAGGAGGUCGAGAUCCUGUAG
This is a messenger RNA of Penicillium angulare, 2079 nucleotides long. Its product is annotated as putative autophagy ubiquitin-activating enzyme ApgG. The transcript has 7 exons. Bases 1 to 2079 code for a protein of 692 amino acids. The record is from RefSeq and is a predicted model, not a curated record. Gene Ontology annotation, molecular function: Atg12 activating enzyme activity; Atg8 activating enzyme activity. NCBI's taxonomy places the organism in Eukaryota, Fungi, Ascomycota, Eurotiomycetes, Eurotiales, Aspergillaceae. Gene Ontology annotation, cellular component: cytoplasm; phagophore assembly site. Gene Ontology annotation, biological process: protein modification by small protein conjugation; autophagosome assembly; cellular response to nitrogen starvation.